This is a messenger RNA of Scutellospora calospora, 357 nucleotides long. The record is from the annotation of a GenBank genome assembly. NCBI's taxonomy places the organism in Eukaryota, Fungi, Glomeromycota, Glomeromycetes, Diversisporales, Gigasporaceae.
AUGAUUAUAGAAAUUAUAGAUAAAGAUACAAAUUCUGUUAUUGCAACUCAUAAAGAUACCAACUUUGCUAAUAGUAAGAAUAAUGAUAUUAGCAUUGAAGAGAAUAAUAGCAUUGCUAUUAAAGAGAAUAAUAGUAUUAUUAUUGAUGAGGAUAAUAGCUUUGCUUUUAAUAGUAAAAAUAUAAAUUUUACUUUUGAUAAUAGUAAGAAUAUAAGCUUUAUUACUAAUAAUAAUAAAAAUAUAAGUAUUAAUAAUGAUAGUAUAAAUCCUACUGCUGACUUAAAUAAUAGUUGUACUUCUGUUGAUUAUACUAGAAAUGUUUCAAAAAGAGCUAGACAAUACAUAUCUAUUAUAUGA